CUUCCGUUGUUCCAUUUAGCAGCAACUGAUAGAGGAUGAGCUUCAGCUUUGAGGCAUUGCGGGGCCUCUUAUCAAAAGAUAAACCCAAAGAGGCAAAACAGAAAUAUGAAUUGACGAGGAAUUCAGAUGUUCAAAGGCAUGAAAGUGGGUUAGAGAGCCCAUCAUUUCCAAGAUGGCGUAUGACGUUUAUGUCGUCAGAAGAAGGAUCAUUGGAGUUAGAUCACGAAUUCUUUGGGAGCACCUUCUCAAUGUCGGAAAGCCUGAAUCUGGACGCAGCACGCCUGCCUGUCUCAAAAACUAUAACCCACCGACCAUCCAGUCUAGGAGACACCUAUCGCAGGAUCCACCGAAAUUUUACAGUCGGCAAGUCAAUACACUUAGCAGCUCUCGCUGGAGAUCUCAGAGAAGUCCAGCGAUUGAUCAACAAUGGCGUUGAUAUCCAUAAGCCAGAUCACCUUGGUAACACUCCCCUGAUGUGCGGGGUACUGGCUGGUAGCCUCGCUGUCGUAGAGCUGCUGAUCCAGAUGGGAGCUGAAGCUAAAAGAGAAGACAACAUGGGGAACACAACACUGCACUCCGCCAUACAAACUGGCAACGAAGACAUAGUGAAGUUGUUGCUUAAUUCCGGUUCCCAAGCUGAUGUAAAUAAAAUUGGCAGUGGUGGUCUUUCUCCGUUGCAGCUUGCAGCUCAGUCAGAUCACGCAAAGUUGUGCAAACUACUUGCUGAUUAUGGAGCCCAGCUGGAUUGUAACCAUGGUAACGCUCUAACACUUGCUGUGUUGAAAGGCUCCAAGGAUGCUGCUGCUUGCCUCUUUGAUCUCAUUGAUGAACGUAACAUGAAAAUGGACUCGUUUAUCUACGAUGUGGAUGACAGCGGAAACAGUCUUCUCCAUCUUGCAGUAGAAAGCUCGGUUUUCCAGUCUGUAGAUUUGUGUCUUUCAUACGGAGCUAAAAUGGCCGUGACAAGGAGUAAAGAUGGCAGUACACCGUUUCAUUGCGCAUGUGCGUUAGGGAACCUUGAUGUGGUGAAACGUUUUUAUGAACAAGACAAGGAGGCUUUGGGCUGUAUUCCCAAAGACAAUCAAGGAAUGUCUCCACUACACAGGGCUGCUGGAAAUAAUCACGCGAAAGUUGUAAAGUUUCUGCUAGAAAAGGAUUUUCCAGUAAAUCCCCGAGAUGCUAAAUGCAGGACACCCUUGUUGUUGGCUUCGGCUGUGGGUGGACUGGAAUCUGUCAAAGUUUUGCUGGAAUUUUCUGCUGAGGUCACUGUAAAGGAUUUUAAUCUUCGGUCGGCGUUACACCUCGCCAUCGGUCACAACAUGACACUGGAGGCUCUCUUGAAGGUGCCUAUCUCAAAACAGCUUAUAAAAGAGAAAGAUGUCCAUGGAUUUGCUCCAAUUCAUUAUGCAGUUCAGAGUGGAAGCCUACAGGAUGUCUCUUUACUUAUUUCCUACGACAUGGUUGUAACAGAGGUCGUAUCUGACGCGCUGGAUACAGCACUGCACCUGGCUGCAAGGCAUGGAUUUUCUGACAUUACCGGAAAGUUGUUAGAAAACAGAAACGAACGCCUCAUCAAUGCUGAAAACAACCAGAAGAGAACCGCUUUACAUCUGGCCUGCAUGGAAGGACAUCAUGCUGCUACUGCUGUCCUAGUAACAGACUCUGCAAUACAAAGGGACAUCAACCAACGCUCGCCACUACACCUGGCUGCUACACAAGGCUCACUAAAAUGCGUUGAGCUCGUGAUAAAGUUUCACCCAGAUUGUCUUAACUCCUGGGACCGAAAUGAGAAUACAGCUAUACAUCUAGCCGCUAUAGCCGGGCAUGCGCACAUAGUGCAGUACCUGAUGUCCUUUGAAGAGCUGCUCUUUAUGAGUAACGCGCGAGAUAAGAACGCUCUAGACCUCGCUAUUGAUCACGGCAGAGAGAAUGUCGCCAUGGUGAUGAUAGAGCAUAAGAGAUGGAAGGAAGCUCUUCAUUCCACCAUAAGUGACAGACAGUCUCAAAUAGAAUCACUGGUACAGAAAAUGCCCAGAGUAGUGGAGCGUCUUUUAGAUCACUGCAUCGUGGAAGAAGGCCAGGUUACAGAUUACAAUUACAAGGUAACUUAUGACUUGAGAUUAAUCCAAGGAAUGGAUGCUAAUGGGGAUAAAACAAAACAUUCCCUGAACCACUUGCGGACGAUGGUGAAAUACAAGAGAGAGAAAUGCAUCGGUCAUCCGGUUUGUUACAGUUUAAUGAGCCUGAAGUGGAAGAAGUUUGGUUGGGUCACGUUCAUGUUGAAUUUCUUCAUGUUUUUUUUGUUCUUACUUGUACUGACAUAUUUUGCGGUAAAAAGUAAAGCUGAAUGGAUCAACAAAUGUGAUUCAGAAUGCAAAAAUCAGAGCGGAAGAAAUGACACGUAUUUUGCUUUGACCAUUUUGAUGGCGUUUAACAUGUUCUCCAUAAUCAAAGAGCUCCUGCAGUUGUACAGGCUGCGACUGAAAUAUUUCUGGGAUGCAUCCAGCUACAUGGAUUGGUCUAUAAACCUGUUAGCCUUGGUUUACCUGAUUUCCAAGAAUCCUGGCUGUUUGUGUAAGACGCCUCUUCAGAUGCAUGCAGUAGCAUUGGGUCUGUUUCUUGGUUGGCUCAACUUGGUGCUCUACCUCCGUAGACUGUCAACGUAUGGUAGGUUUGUGGUUAUGCUGAUGACUAUGAUACAAACGUUACUCAAGGUUAUCAUUCUUUUUAUUCUCUUUAUUUUGGCGUUCGGAAUUUCAUUCUACAUUCUCAUGGGCAAUAAUCAGAAUUUAUUUGGAUCUCUUCCCAAAUCGCUGAUGAAGACUUUCAUUAUGACGCUUGGAGAGUUGAACUUUGAAGCUACCUACAUCAACAAAGAUGUCGACGUUCCUUUCCUUAACUUUGGAAUAUUUAUUCUUUUCGCGCUCGUUAUGCCAAUCAUUCUGAUGAACAUGUUGAUUGGUCUUGCUGUGGGUGACAUUGACAACAUUCAGAAGAAUGCUGUUAUGGAUCGUUACAGAGUUCAGGUCGCACUUCUUCUAGAGCUGGAAGAAUCUCUUCCUAAAUGGCUGUUACGCCGUCUGACCGUGAAAGAACACGCUGAGUAUCCAAACCACCUAAAGACAAUCUGGACAAAGAUGUGGAUGCUCUUCUGUGAUUUGGGUCGAGUCCAGGGAAAUGAAUAUGACCAGGGUAACCACGUGUCUGUGACUUUAUCUCAGCUGAAAGAUAAAGUUGAUGAACAAGAAAUCAGAUCAAAAGAGAUGGAAAGAAUUCUACAUGAACAUUUACAAGUUCUGAAUGAGAUGAACCGUCGGCUGAGAGGAAGCGAAGAAGGGACUGGGCGAAGAAUCAUGAACUGGUUCGGACUCCGGUGAAUAAUCACGGACUUGGCUGACGUUGCUGUCGAAAGGGUUAAGAGACAGACUUAAAGAGUUGCUACGACUUUUAUUAAGAGAGAUUAACAUGAAUUGGACCAACCGCUGCUCGGCAGUUAUAUAAAAAGUCUGAUUUAGUUUUCAGUCACGAUUUACCGCGUAAAACGUCCGCUAUUACCAGGUUAUUGCAGUUUGAUUUGCACUUGAUUUGCAUCAAGAAGCUGAAUCAAUGAGUUUAUAGUGACGUCAUCAGCUCAAAAGGUUAAUUUUCCAGUCUCUCUCUCUUUUUUUUGCUACUGAUCAGAUUAUGAAAUGGUACUCGACGGAAUAAGUUGAUUGGUUCUA
Messenger RNA from Pocillopora verrucosa, 3722 nucleotides. Its product is annotated as transient receptor potential cation channel subfamily A member 1. Gene Ontology annotation, biological process: transmembrane transport; monoatomic ion transport. Gene Ontology annotation, cellular component: membrane. Lineage: Eukaryota; Metazoa; Cnidaria; Anthozoa; Scleractinia; Pocilloporidae. Gene Ontology annotation, molecular function: protein binding; monoatomic ion channel activity. The record is from RefSeq and is a predicted model, not a curated record.